AAAUCAAAAAGAUAAGCUGAUUAAACAUAAUGUGAAUUUUGUGAUUUAGGAAUUUUGUUAACACAAAAACUAUGCUUCGAAUAAUCAUAGUUAAAGCGAUUCUUCUUUUCUUUUCAUUUCAUUUUAUACAUUGUAAAAGCAAUUGCAUGAAAAUUAAUUGCACAUUAACGCAAAAUAUCGAAAAUGAAGGAUUUCAUAGAGUAAUACAUUGGCUAAUUGAAAUAGAAACAUAUGAAAAGUCGUUAGAUGAAUGUUUUCUUUUACUUCUCCAAGAAAUUCCAAGUGGUGCUUUUGUAAAUCCAGAUCAAGUAUCAGAUUUAAAUAGACUUGGAAAGAUUUCCGCUCGUAUUGAUGGAAUUAUUGAUGUCGAAAAGCCAAUGCAUCAUUCGGAAUCACAUUAUUUGUACUUGUAUUCCAAUGUAAAUGAUUCACGUAUUCAUUUUGAAAUUCCAAUUCAUUUACGAUAUCAAAGACCUCAAAUUAGUGGCGAUUAUGGAAAAGUUGAAUUUGAUUAUCCCAGCUUAUUGUUUCGAUGUAAAAAUCAAAUCGAUAUAUGUGGUAAGAAAAUUAUAGCACCAAUUUCGUCUUCCAAAAAUAGUACUACUGUUUGGAGAAAUGUAACCUAUGAACCGAUUUCUGAAAUUCUUGAUGUAAUCGUACCUCUGGGAGAUCUUGAUCAUUAUCCAUUGGUAUCAGUUGUAACAUUUUUUGUUACAUGUUGUGGAUGCAUUUACUUAUUAUCUGUGAUAUUAUCCAAACCUCUUCCAACUAAAUAAUAUUCCUCUUCGUACUUAGUCAUCGAAUCAUGGGUUUUAAGCGUUUUACUAAAAUUUUGCUUAACUGUCUUUCAAUAGUAUUUUGAUCCAAUUAUUAAAUUUGUAUUUAUAUCAAAUCUUAAAUUUAGACUUCGAUCGAUAUUUCUGCGAAAAUGUAGUUUUUUUCUAUCAUCAAAAUCGUAUAUAUAUGUCUUUAUACCUCGAGCUAGCGAUAAGGAUUUACUCUUUAAUUCAAAGCGUAACAUUUGUAUAUUCAAUUCAAAUCGUAU
Messenger RNA from Chrysoperla carnea, 1045 nucleotides. Its product is annotated as phosphatidylinositol-glycan biosynthesis class X protein-like. Gene Ontology annotation, biological process: GPI anchor biosynthetic process. Gene Ontology annotation, cellular component: endoplasmic reticulum membrane. The transcript is spliced from 4 exons. The coding region runs from base 72 to 776 and encodes 234 amino acids. The record is from RefSeq and is a predicted model, not a curated record. Lineage: Eukaryota; Metazoa; Arthropoda; Insecta; Neuroptera; Chrysopidae.